AUGGUGAAGCAGACACAGAGAAUUAACGCGAAAGAAUUACAUCUAGGGAUCUCCGACGAAGCAUCAUGGCACGCCAAGUUCAAAGAUUCAGCCUACGUUUACGUCGGACGCUUACCGUACGAUCUCACGGAGGGUGAUCUCCUCGCCGUUUUCGCACAAAGUUAUGGUGAAGUUGUUGAUGUGAAUCUUGUUCGAGACCAAGGAACUGGGAAAUCAAAAGGAUUUGCUUUUGUUGCUUAUGAAGAUCAGCGAAGUACUAUCUUGCUAGAGGUGCUAAUACCGGUUGAGGAGCUGAAGAUCGGAGAAGUUCCAGGUGAGAUUGUGUAA
Messenger RNA from Camelina sativa (false flax), 327 nucleotides. The record is from RefSeq and is a predicted model, not a curated record. Lineage: Eukaryota; Viridiplantae; Streptophyta; Magnoliopsida; Brassicales; Brassicaceae.